AUGUCCGACAUGAAGAAGAAACACUCGAUGCAAAAUGCCGCCGAUGUUGGCAAGGGGGAAGUCAUGACGAUUGACGUCGACGACAGUCAACCUGGGUCGGCCGGCCACGACAAGGCUCUCGAUCUCCUUCAACGUCACCACAUUGACUUUGACCCAAACUCGGACGAGGCGAAGCGAGUGCUGCGAAAAAUCGACUGGAGAAUCAUGCCCAUGAUUUUCACUAUAUAUCUGUUGCAACUCAUGGACAAGAAUAGUCUGUCGUUUGCAGCGAUCAUGGAUCUCAAGACAGACACGCACUUGACAGCAAGUCAAUACUCCUGGCUUGGAUCAAUCGUGUACUUUGGAUAUCUCGGUGGCGAGAUACCUGCCACGUUUCUAAUGCAGCGCCUGCCCCUCGCCAAGUUCGUCGCCGCCAUGGCCAUGCUCUGGGGCAUCGUGGUGGCCAUGCACGCCGUCUGCCGGGACUUUGGCAGCCUCGCCGCCGUCCGCUUCAUCCUGGGCGCCGUCGAGGUCGUCACGGCGCCCGCGGCCAUUUACAUUACCGGGGCCUACUAUACCAAGUCGGAGCAAGUAACGCGCGUCGCGAUAUGGUACACGACGUCGGGCUGGGCCUCGGUCGCGGGCGGCUUUUGCGCCUGGGCAUUGAACCAGUCGCGGUACUUUAAAUGGGAGGGCCUCUUUGUGCUCUACGGCGGGCUGACCUUUGUCACGGGAGUCGUCCUUUGGUUCUGGUUGGCGGCGUCGCCGACCGAGGCGUCGUGGCUCACGGAGAGGGAAAAGGUGAUUGCGCUCGAGCGCGUGCGCGAAAACAAGACGGGCACCGAGGUCUGGUCAUUCAGUUGGCCGCAGCUCAAGGAGUGUUUUCAGGAUGUGCGCUUUUACUUGAUCUUUCUGCUUCUGGUAUCCACGGGUCUACCGAACGGUGGUGUGACUGCGUUUGGGCCGACCAUCAUUUCAGGGUUUGGAUUCGACACCAACCAAUCCGCAUUGCUCAACAUGGGAUCCGGCGGUGCGCAAGUCGCGGGUACCCUUCUCGCAUUGUUCAUUGCAAAACAUACCAAUAGGAUGAUUGGUGGCCUUUGGGCCCUGGGACUGGCAAUCAUUGGAGUCAUCAUGAUGCUUGCUAUACCGGAAGCCAACUAUGGUGCUCGAUACGGAGGCUAUAUCCUCAUGAUGCAAUUUCCUAUUUGCAUCCUUUUCAUUAUUGCCUACAUGACUGGCGGCGUUGCAGGGUCAACCAAGAAGUUUGCGUUUGGAGCUGCUUACCAACUAGGCUACGCUGUUGGAAACAUCAUAGGACCUCAGACAUUCAGAGCGAGCGAUGCCCCCAACUACUACGCGGCAAAAUACACAAUGUUGGCAUUUCUUGCCUUUACAGCUCUAUUAAUCGCUGCCAUGGGCUUGAUCCACAUGGCCUGGAAUAAAAGAAGGGAUGCAAAAGAUGCCGCCGAUGCAGAGAAUGUGCCAGUCCGCGUUGAGAAUGAAGAGUUUGAAGACUUGACAGAUUUCAGACUGAAAUCAUUCCGGUAUCCAAUCUAG
Messenger RNA from Pestalotiopsis fici W106-1, 1539 nucleotides. RefSeq lists its product as uncharacterized. Gene Ontology annotation, molecular function: transmembrane transporter activity. The record is from RefSeq and is a predicted model, not a curated record. Gene Ontology annotation, cellular component: membrane. NCBI's taxonomy places the organism in Eukaryota, Fungi, Ascomycota, Sordariomycetes, Amphisphaeriales, Sporocadaceae. The coding region runs from base 1 to 1539 and encodes 512 amino acids. The transcript is spliced from 8 exons. Gene Ontology annotation, biological process: transmembrane transport.